Cornus florida is the source of this 2979-nucleotide messenger RNA. RefSeq names its product putative receptor protein kinase ZmPK1. Bases 178 to 2640 code for a protein of 820 amino acids. Gene Ontology annotation, molecular function: protein serine/threonine kinase activity; ATP binding. Gene Ontology annotation, biological process: recognition of pollen; protein phosphorylation. The transcript has a single exon. Lineage: Eukaryota; Viridiplantae; Streptophyta; Magnoliopsida; Cornales; Cornaceae. The record is from RefSeq and is a predicted model, not a curated record.
AAAAUGAUGGAAAUGAUAGAAUUUAAUAGACUUGGUCAACAGUACAUAGAAUUUAAUGAGCAGUGUAAACUCUUCCACCUCCAUGAGAGUAUUGUCUGUAUCUAUUAUAUAUAUUAACACAUCCGCCUUCAACAGUUAAUCAUAACUUACAUACAACUCUAAGCAGCUAAAGCCAUUAUGUGUGCUCCAUUUUUAUUCAUUGUCGUUUCUCUUCUCCUCUCUUCACCAUUUUCAUCUUCAACACUUCUUAGAAUAACCAAAGGCUUAUCCCUCUCCGUUGAAAAACCAAACAACGUUUUAAUUUCAGCGAACCGCGUUUUCUCCUCGGGGUUCUAUCCGGUGGGCAAGAACGCAUAUUGCUUUGCAAUAUGGUAUAGUCAAUCGUUAGAUGAUGGGAGUUACACGGUGGUUUGGAUGGCCAAUCGAGACCAACCAGUUAAUGGAAGACGCUCAAAGCUCUCCGUGCUAAAAACUGGUAAUAUUAUCUUGACAGAUGCUGAUCGUCUUAUUGUUUGGGCCACUGAAACCACGACAACUUCUUUGGUGCAGCUGGAACUUUAUGAUACUGGUAAUCUUGUUCUUCAUACUUUGGAGGGUAAAAUUCUUUGGCAAAGCUUUAAUUCACCAACGGAUACUCUUCUUCCCCUACAACCACUCACCAAAAACACAAUGCUUGUUUCAUCAAGAAGCCAAAGCAAUUACUCUUCCGGUUUCUACAAGCUUUAUAUCGAUGGUGACAAUGUGCUCCGCCUCCAAUUUGAUGGUCUUGAAAUCUCCAGCUUUUAUUGGCCUAACCCGUGGUUGCAACCAUGGGAACUUGGAAGGUCCACGUACAACAAUAGUAGAAUUGCAGUACUCGAUCCCUCUGGCCAUUUCAAGUCAUCUGAUAAUUUGAAGUUCUCGGCUGCAGAUUUGGGCACAGGACCUAAGAGAAGAUUGACUGUUGAUGUUGAUGGCAACAUUAGAUUGUAUAGUCUAAAUGAGAAGUUGAGAGCUUGGGUUGUUACAUGGCAAGCCAAGUCCAACCCAUGCACCAUUCAUGGCAUUUGUGGACCCAACAGUGUGUGCACUUAUCAUCGUAAAGGAGGUAGGAGAUGCAAUUGCAUACUGGGAUUCAAGAUGAAAAAUCAAAGAGAUUGGUCUUAUGGUUGUGAACCAUAUUUCAAUCUCUUGUGCAAUGAGGAGGCUGUUUUCAUCAAACUUCCUCAUGUUGAUUUCUAUGGCCAGGAUCUUGCGUACUUCCCAAAUCAAACCUUCGAGAGGUGUAAAGAGAAGUGUUCCCAGAAUUGCAAUUGCAAAGGGUUUCAAUUCAAAUAUGACAGAACUAAUGGUUACUAUCUUUGUUACACCAAGGCUCUGUUGCUCGAUGGAUAUCGCUCGGAGGGAUUUGAAGAAACCAUGUACAUAAAAUUGCCCAAAUCUAAUCUCUCCUCCUAUGAUAAGCCCAGUCAAGAAUUCCGAUUAGAUUGCUCGCAACAAGUUACGACACCCCUUUACAGAAAUUACAAGCAGCAGCAAGAAAACAGCACGGUGAAGUUCAUGCUUUGGUUCGCCUGUGGAUGUGGAGGAGUUGAGAUCAUUGGUUUCUUGCUCGUGUCCUAUGUCUUGUAUAGAAACCGUCAAGGCUCUCAUGCAACUGAGAAUGGUUACCUUCAAGUAGGAACUGGAUUCACAAAAUUCACAUAUGCUGAGCUUAAGCAGGCAACGAGUAAUUUCAGCAUAGAGAUUGGGAGAGGAGGCAGUGGUGUUGUAUAUAAAGGUACUUUGUCUGACAAUAGAGUUGCAGCAAUAAAGCGUCUUACGGAAGCCAAUCAGGGCGAAGAGGAAUUCUUAGCAGAAGUAAGCACCAUUGGGAGACUUAAUCACAUGAACCUGAUAGAGACAUGGGGUUAUUGUGUGGAGGGAAAGCACAGGCUUUUGGUGUAUGAGUACAUGGAGCAUGGUUCUUUAGCAGAAAACAUAACUUCCAACAUGCUUGAUUGGAAGAAGAGGUUUGAAAUUGCUUUGGGUACUGCAAAAGGCCUAGCUUAUUUACAUGAAGAAUGCUUGGAGUGGGUUUUACACUGUGAUGUAAAGCCUCAGAACAUACUCUUGGACUCGAAUUACCAACCCAAAGUAGCAGAUUUUGGGCUGUCUAAACUCUUCAACAGAGGUAGCAUUGGUAAUUCUAGCUUCUCUAGGAUCAGAGGAACUAGAGGUUACAUGGCUCCAGAUUGGGUUUUUAAUCUUCCCAUCACAUCCAAAGUUGAUGUCUAUAGCUAUGGUGUUGUCAUGUUGGAGAUGAUAACCGGAAGAAGCCCGACUGGUACUGUCCAUGCCAUGGAUGAUAAUGGGGGGAUGGAGCAGAGAAGGUUGGUCACAUGGGUGAGAAAGAAGAUGCAUGAAACUACAGGAAAUGGAUCAUGGAUCGAAGAAAUCAUAGGCACUGCCAUGGAUGGUGAAUAUGACAAAAAUAAGAUGGAACUUCUGGUUAGAGUGGCUUUGCAAUGUGCAGAGGAAGACAAAAAUACAAGACCUACCAUGAGUAAGGUAGUUGAAAUGCUUUUGGAUCAUGAAAAUGAUGAGUUUGAAAAGUCAUUCAUUCCUUGUAUUAUAGAUGCAUGUGAUAGUUUGAAAUUUGAGUACCUUGUUGAGGAAUGAGUAGAGGAAGACCCAAGGUCCACCAUAAGUAAGGUAGGGGAGGUACUUUUGGUAAUGGCUUUUAAAAGAGUCGGUGUUGGUACGUAUUUGGAUCAUAUAUUGCAGUUAAAAAAAUUGAGUAUAUUAACCCUGUAUAUAUAUAUAUAUAUAUUGGUUUCCGAGAUAUUAUCUUCUUAGUGGUAGCAACAAAGCUAGAUAGAAGAAUUCUUAGGAAAAUAAAUGCAACUUAUCUUGCUCUAAAUCCUAAGAUCCCCCUACCCCACCUUUCCCAAAAAAAAUUAGGUUAUUUCUUGCUGUAAUGUCCUUUACAAAUGUAUUUCUAAACUUUUAACCAUCAAA